UCCGGCGCGUCGCAUCGCUGAGCGCUGUUCACCACAGAGAGCCAGCACCGCACGACGCAGCGCACAGCUCAGCUCACCUGGAUCUGCCAAAAAUAUUUAGAUUUUUCCCCUGAUCCAGCAAACAAGUGUGGGCCGAGGGGGGAACGCUGACGUCACCAUGCCAGGUGGAGAAUGAGGGGAGGUUUUGGGUCGUGAGGAGCAGGAGCAGGACGAGGAGGAGGACGUGGGGGGGAGUAACGCUGCGGGAGUGUUUGGAGUGGCCUCUCCAUCCCGGCGAACACCUUUCGGGUUCGGAGCGCGCUCGGACGCACUGAUGAUGGUGGUGAUGAUGAUGAUGAUGUGCGGCUGGUCCUGUCCACCGCUGCUGCUGCUGCUGCUGGCUCUGCUCGCCAAUGCGGGAGGCGGCCUCGGGGCAGACACUGAGGAGCGACUGGUGGAGCAUCUCCUAAACCCCGCCCACUACAACAAACUGAUCCGUCCUGCGACGAAUUCCUCCGAGUUGGUGACUGUGCAGCUGAUGGUGUCGCUGGCCCAACUCAUCAGUGUGCACGAAAGAGAGCAGGUGAUGACCACGAAUGUCUGGCUGACACAGGAGUGGCAGGACUAUCGUCUGACUUGGGUGCCCGAGGAGUUUGAUGGGAUGUUGAAGGUCAGGCUGCCCUCAAAACACAUCUGGCUGCCUGACGUUGUACUUUACAACAAUGCCGAUGGGGUGUAUGAGGUGUCGUUCUACUCUAACGCGGUGGUCUCCUACGAUGGCAGCAUCUUCUGGUUGCCCCCAGCGAUCUAUAAGUCUGCGUGUAAGAUCGAGGUCAAGCACUUCCCCUUUGACCAGCAGAACUGCACACUGCGCUUUCGCUCCUGGACCUACGAUCGCACCGAGAUCGAUCUGGUGCUGCGGGCCGAUGUGGCCAGCAUGGACGACUUCACGCCCAGCGGCGAGUGGGACAUCAUCGCCCUGCCGGGCAGACGGAACGAGAACCCGGCCGACCCCACCUACGUGGACAUAACGUAUGACUUCAUCAUCCGCCGGAAGCCUCUUUUUUACACCAUCAACCUCAUCAUCCCGUGUGUCCUCAUCACCUCGCUGGCCAUCCUGGUCUUUUACUUGCCCUCAGACUGUGGAGAGAAGAUGACGCUUUGCAUCUCAGUGCUGCUGGCGCUGACUGUGUUCCUGCUGCUCAUCUCCAAGAUUGUGCCGCCCACUUCACUGGAUGUCCCUCUGGUAGGGAAAUACCUGAUGUUCACUAUGGUCCUGGUCACCUUCUCCAUCGUCACCAGUGUGUGCGUGCUCAACGUGCACCACCGCUCGCCCACCACACACACCAUGCCCCCUUGGGUUAAACUGGUGUUCCUCAACAAGCUUCCUGCCCUGCUCUUUAUGCGCCAGCCAAGGAACAGCUGCGAGCGCCAGCGGCUGCGCCAAAGAAGGAGGGCCCAGGAGCAAAAAGAGGGCGGGCGUAGUGGAGAAGCAGGUGCCUUGAUGGUGGGUCUUGGUCUGGGUAGCGGGAACGGUGGGGCAACCUCCACAGGGGUAUUUGGUAAAGAGGACAAUGAGCCUUGUACCUGCUACGUGAACCGAGCCUCUGUGAAACAGUUUGGAGGGGAUCUGGGAGGUGCAGGAAGUGGGUCCAUGGAUGGUCUAAAUAGGGUGAAGGAGGGCCGGGAAGGGGGCUCUGGAAACCCGCAAAGGGGGCAGCAAGGUCCUGCCCUGACUCAGGCCCUGCUGGCUCAAGCCUGCCCAGGCUUUGAGGAAGCUGUGGAAGGAGUACGCUUCAUUGCCAACCACAUGAAGAGUGAGGACGAUGACCAAAGUGUGAGCGAGGACUGGAAGUACGUCGCCAUGGUGAUCGACCGCCUCUUCCUGUGGAUCUUUGUAUUUGUGUGUGUGUUCGGCACAUUGGGCAUGUUCAUGCAGCCGCUUUUCCAGAAUUACACAGUCAAGACCAUCACCAGCACGCCGGGCUGACCAUCCCCCACCCCCUCCACCCCAGCCCAGCCAUGAACACGCUGACAGACAGCUCCCCCGACCAAUCAGCACAGCAGAUUAAACAAAGGCUAGAGGCGGGGAAGGCGGACAGGUCUGUUUGUGUGUGUGUGUGUGUGUGUGUGUGUGUGUGUGCGUGUGCGCGCGUGUGUGUUUGUGUGUGUGUGUGUGUGUCAACUGAACUUGAACCAGAACUGGAAUCUAACAGCAAUCACUCCCAUUAACCUUUAUAGUAACGUUUUUUGCAACGAACAACAGUUUUUCCUUGUAUGGAGGAAAAAGGAGAACACCGUCGUACUCUGACCUGCAACGCUGUGUCCAGAUGUUUGAUGGACUGACCUCUGCUGUCUGGUGGAAGCAUCUCACUGCUCUCCUCUUCGGCCGGUCAGGGAGCUGCGGAGGACGCAAUGGAUCCCUCAUUGUUAAACCUCGUGCCAGCCAAUUGACAUUUUCUGCCUGCACCUGACUGAUUUAUUGACAAAUUGUUAUAUGACAUUACUUAUUCACAAUAUUGACCCAUGUCAGUGUGGGCUAAUCAGAAAAGGGAAGGAAGGGGUCAUGCCAAGGUUCUCAUACAUCCCUUUUAUUUUAUUUUAUUUUAUUUUUAUUCCAGAAAUCCACAAAACGCAUCAGUGAACUGAUUCAGUAUAUUUGAACAUAGCACAGCAGCUUGCCACAGUAAAGAAUAUACGAGUAUACACUGUAUUAUUGAAAUAUCGCUCAAGCAUGGGUCUGCUGUUGAUAGAGAGGCUACUGUGCGGUGUAUGAUUGUAUAGAUAUAAGAAUGUGACAUAAACUGUAUUUCACAGCCUGUGACACACACACACAGACACACACUUGCGCGUGCGCCUGCAGAAUAAUAUGUGUACGAGCCACAGAUUGUGAAGGAAAAUACAAAAGAAAGAGCCGGGACACAAUAGUAGAUGCAAGUCAAAGGGAUUAAGUCAUAGAUUAUGCAUGGACCUGUUUUUGUGUUUAGAGAGUUGUGCUCGUCUUGUAGAGAGCAGCAGUAUAACCUGACUGAGUGCACAGCUGCAGGGAGACCAGUAUGUGAUAUGAUAUUCUGUAGGUUGGUCAGUGAAUAGGAUUUC
Solea solea (common sole) is the source of this 3078-nucleotide messenger RNA. RefSeq names its product cholinergic receptor, nicotinic, beta 2 (gene chrnb2). Gene Ontology annotation, cellular component: postsynaptic membrane; synapse; neuron projection. The record is from RefSeq and is a predicted model, not a curated record. NCBI's taxonomy places the organism in Eukaryota, Metazoa, Chordata, Actinopteri, Pleuronectiformes, Soleidae. Gene Ontology annotation, molecular function: transmembrane signaling receptor activity; acetylcholine-gated monoatomic cation-selective channel activity. The coding region runs from base 314 to 1969 and encodes 551 amino acids. Gene Ontology annotation, biological process: monoatomic ion transmembrane transport; chemical synaptic transmission; signal transduction. The transcript has 6 exons.